Aedes aegypti (yellow fever mosquito) is the source of this 2440-nucleotide messenger RNA. RefSeq names its product basic salivary proline-rich protein 4. The transcript is spliced from 2 exons. Lineage: Eukaryota; Metazoa; Arthropoda; Insecta; Diptera; Culicidae. The record is from RefSeq and is a predicted model, not a curated record. The coding region runs from base 779 to 2152 and encodes 457 amino acids.
UGCACAGCAGUCAGUUGUCGGUUGGCUUUCGUCGCGCGAAAGUGUUUUUAUCUUUCUAACUGAACGGGAAUUUUGAUCCUUUCGUGGAUACAGCGGAAUAAGGCGCACUCAGUCGUUACUAUUUGUCGAGAAGGGUAAAAAGACACGUGGUUUCUUAUUUUCGAUCCAUUUUCAACAAUUUAGAUCGAACUAGAUAGAUUACAGGCGGCUAAUAUUGAUACAGAACAUAAAUCAUCGAGAUCAUCGUACUGUUCCGAUUCCCCACCGUUAUUCGGAUCAUCACCGUCAACGAAGUCGGAUCAGUUUUUAGUAUCCGCCGUGAAAAGAUUAUUUUGCCCAGAGGAAAACUAUCGAUUUUUCAUCAAAGUUAAAUUCAAUCAGUGUCAUAAAUCAACAGCGAAUAAUCAAAAGAUUCAGUGACCUGCGGGAAGCAUAUCGUGCGAAGUAAUUAUUCUAGAAAUAAUCGUGAAAAAACGGUUGGUCACGAGAUCCUAUAGGUCGAAGUGACCUUGGUUUGCGGUAUAGAGUGUGAAUUACGGAUCAACACGUCAUCUCCACCGGUAGCUAGUCGAUUGUGAAAAGAGGGUGAGAAAAUAUUCAAAUAGACUUCGAUUGUUACAUCGCACCUACGCUUGGUAUCGUUCAGUGCGAUUUUUCCACCUGUUGGCAGUGGACGUAAUUGAAGGGUAUUAAACCACAUCAUUAGUAGAACAAUCUGUAGUAUGCGACAAUCGCAGUAAACUGGUGACGGCCAAAACAACGAACAACGUCAGCAAUCAUGGGUUACUACGAUCGGUGUGUUAAAUUACCUAAAAAUAAAUUAAAAGCAUGCGCAUUUUGUGUGUUGCUUUGCAUGGCCAACUUGAUCGACAUAAGCGAGGCGCGCAAGGUGGCGACUGGUCGCGUCACAAAGCCAACGGCAAAUCGAGGAUAUGCGAGUGCGGACAUUGCUAAGUUGAGUUACACGCCCAAUCAUGCUGCUGUACCGGCUAAGCCCGCGGCAGCCCCUGCACAACAAACGCCGAUAGGUUGGAAUGUGCACAACACCAACAAUGCGCCUCCACCGUACUCGGCUACAGCAAACCAUGGACCACCCCCGCCAUACUCUGCUCAACCGAACCCCAAUUCGAACAGUAGAUUCAACGAACAACCUCCACCAUAUGCUCAGAACAAUCCAGGAUUCCCACCGGCUCCCAACUAUCAGAACAACCAGGCAGCUUUCGGAGCAGGAGCAGCCGGUGGAGUAGUGGCAGGAAGCGCAUAUCGUCCCCACGGUCAUAACAUCUCUUCAGGUGGACUGGGAGGAGGUUUCCAGCCCGUGCCUAACCAAGGCUAUCCCGCUCAACCAGCGCAAGGAUUCCCAGGAUCACCUGUUGCUCAACCUGGUGGCGGUUAUCCAGGAGCACCAGUGGCACAACCUGGUGGAGGAUUCCCUGGUGGAUAUCAACCCGCUUAUCAACCAGGUAGUUAUCCUCAACAACCUGGCUUUCAACCAGCCCCAGGAGGUUUCCAACAGCAACCGGGCACGGUCAUUCAUCACUAUGAACAGCCAUCUUCUGGUGGUGGUGGAUUAGGUACCGUCCUUGGAGCUGGAGUAGUAGGCCUUGCGGCUGGCGCCGGUGGCGCAGCCAUCUACGAUGCCCUCAAGCCCAAAGAAGAAGCCAAAGAGGCCCAUCCGGAAGCAGCUGCCACCACGACAACAACCACUACAACCCUGGCGCCAAUCAACCCUAACGGAGAAGCACAACUGGCACCAAUUCCCGCCAAUCCCAACGGCGAAACACCUUUGGCUCCGAUGCCAGUCGUCCCCCCUAACCCCAAUGGUGAAACUCCAUUGGCCCCGAUGCCUGCCGCAGAAACAACAACCGACCCAGCAGCUACUGAUAUGACCACAACCGAUAAUCCCCUAGGAUCGGCCCCGUUGGCAUCAUUCCCCGUUUCCUCCAAUACAACAGCCGCCGACACCAGUAGCACUUCGCCGGCGUCAACGGUAGCUGUGGAAGCCCCGAAUGCUGCUCUCAACGUCCAGCCGAAUCAGGCCGCUCCCGUCGUUCCAACAACGUCAUCCCAACACAGUGAUUCCGCGGGUGGCCGCGUUCAGCUGUCCAUCUUCACACUUCUAGCUCCGGUGAUUUGUAGAUUUUUGUUCUAGUUUUUAAGGCAGCAAAAGAAAAUGUCGAUGUAAUCCUGGCGAUUCCAAACACAUACCAAAACGAAACAUGAAAAUGAUUUAGAAUCAUUCCAACAAACAAUCAGGCUGAGUUAGUUACUAAUAGUAUUUGGAACAACAAUUGGUUCACGAGUUUGUUGAGUCGAAGCGCCAUUUGAACUUUUUUUUGUAUAAUUUGAGCCAGACGUUGUGCCUUCUUAGUAUGAUAGGAUCAUAUUUUGUUGAGAUAGAUUAAGUUUAACGAAUAAACAGAACCACAGUUGAUAUUUA